This is a messenger RNA of Cryptomeria japonica (Japanese cedar), 2690 nucleotides long. RefSeq names its product DNA polymerase eta. The record is from RefSeq and is a predicted model, not a curated record. Gene Ontology annotation, molecular function: DNA-directed DNA polymerase activity; damaged DNA binding. Gene Ontology annotation, cellular component: nucleus; replication fork; site of double-strand break. The coding region runs from base 357 to 2501 and encodes 714 amino acids. The transcript is spliced from 13 exons. Gene Ontology annotation, biological process: error-prone translesion synthesis; response to radiation. NCBI's taxonomy places the organism in Eukaryota, Viridiplantae, Streptophyta, Pinopsida, Cupressales, Cupressaceae.
GUCUUUAGUUUUUGUCUACCCUCGAGAGUUUAAAUUUUAUUUUGGCGACAUCGCGGGAACGGUGAGGCGACCCUAAAGAUUACGAAGAACCCCUAAAAACUCCUCCUGUAUUCGCGAAUACUGAUCUCUUAUGAAGGCGGCAAAACGGAAAGGAAAAAUCCAAAUAUUAAAAUUAAAAAAAAAUGCCAGUAGCUAGGCCCGAGCCCCAGGAAGCUCGAGUUAUCGCUCAUGUCGAUUUGGAUUGUUUCUAUGUACAAGUGGCCAGGCGAAUCCAGCGCUAUUUUGUUGUCUGAUUACAGGUGCUUUGCAUGCCGGAAUCGAUGGAAAUUGAACUCAAUUAAUUUACCGAAGUUAAAAUGUGCAGGCACGUUUCUUCAAUAGAGCAAAGGAAGAGGCCAGAAUUACGUGGAAGACCUACAGCAGUUGUACAGUAUAAUUCUUGGAAGGGAGGAGGCUUGAUUGCUGUGGGUUAUGAGGCUCGUGCCUUUGGUGUUAAACGUUCAAUGCGGGGAGAUGAAGCCAAAAAAGCAUGUCCGGAUAUUCAGCUAGUCCAGGUUCCGGUAGCCCGGGGAAAAGCUGACUUGACUUUGUAUCGUGAAGCAGGAUCUGAGGUAGUUUCUGUGCUGGCAAGAAAGGGAAGAUGCGAGCGUGCAUCUAUAGAUGAGGUAUAUCUUGACAUUACUGAUGCAGCUACAGCAUUGCUGUCAGAACAGCCACCUGAAUCAGUUGAAUUGUUUUCAGAUGAGGUUCUUAAAACACACAUUGUGGGCCUUUCAAAGGAUGGUGAAGAUAGAAGAGAAAUGAUGAAAAGUUGGCUAUGCAGCAAUAACACAGACCACAAGAAUAGAAUGUUGGUGUGCGGAGCAAUAAUUGUUGCAGAGCUUCGGAUGCAAGUCUUGUCUGAAACUCAGUUCACCUGCUCUGCAGGCAUUGCCCACAACAAGAUGUUGGCAAAACUUGCAAGUGGAAUGCAUAAGCCUGCACAGCAGACCGUUGUACCUGGUGCAUGUGUGCCAGAUUUACUUGCAUCUCUGCCAGUGAAAAAAAUGAAACAGCUGGGAGGUAAACUUGGGAGCUCCUUAGAGAGUGAUCUUGGUGUUCAAACUGUUGGAGACUUGUUGCAGUUUUCUGAACAAAAGCUGCAGGAGCGUUAUGGAAUGAAUACUGGGACAUGGUUAUGGAAUAUUGCAAGAGGAAUCAGUGGAGAUGAAGUUAAGGGCCGUCUGCUUCCUAAGAGUCAAGGCUGUGGCAAAACAUUUCCAGGUCCUCAAGCUUUAAGAACUAUUGCCUCUGUUGAGCAUUGGCUGGGUGAACUUUCUGCAGAGUUAAAUGAUCGUAUACAGGUUGAUCUAGAGCAAAAUAAACGCAUUGCUCAUCAGCUCAUUCUGCAUGCUCGAGCUCACCAGGAAUAUGGCAUGAAUUCCAACAGAAAGUUUCCAUCCAAGUCCUGUCCGUUAAGAUAUGGCAAGGAAAAAAUAUUACAAGAUGCUCUUCAGCUUUUUGAACACGGAUUACGGGAGUAUUGUGGAGGAUAUGGAGGGGGGAAGCGAGACAGUCAACAUGGUCAUGCUUGGGCAAUAGUUGGACUAUCAGUAACAGCUUCUAACUUUUUUGCCACUCCAUCAGGUGUGAAUCCAAUAACUCGUUUUUUCCCAGGAUCAACUUCCAUCUCUGAUUCCUCUGCAGACUUGCAUCUAUCUGCUAAAGACCUUAAUCAUGAUGAAACAACACAGGACAAAAAAAGUUUGAGAGAAGAAUAUGUGGAGGAAAUCGCUGAAGACAGUACAACAGGCCUACAACCUGAUAUUUGUCAGAUGGGGAUUGACACAAAUGAUAUUUUUCAGAUGGGGAUUGACACAAAUGAUAUUUUUCAGAUGGGGAUUGACACAAAUGAGGAUUGCAUUAGUAGUUGUUCUUUUACUGAAGCAGAGGAUACACGUUCAGUAGCUGGGGGAUCAAAGAAUAAUAUAGAGCCAGGGGAAAUUCUUAAUCAAGUAAAAGAGAAAUUGGUCCCGUUUCAAUAUUUUCAAAUAACUUCUGAUGAGAAUUGUGAUGGGCAUGCAAACAGCUCAUACCAGCCAACUAAGGAUCCACUAACUUGUUUUAAAACUGUAUCAAGAAAGAAAGAAGCAGCCAGCCUUUAUCAUGCAGGCAAUAAAGCUGAAAGACUUUCAAGUGAAACUUUCAUCCAGGACCAUGAACAGAAACAAGGUAUAAAGAAAAUGCGUCAUCUUGAAACAAAACCAGACAAGAAAGUAGUUUCGUUAAAAUUGGAGGAUAUUUGGAAAAAGAGUGGAGAUGCUUCAUCAACUGUGUCAAGUACUCAACAAAUUGAUAACCAAAAAUGGUAUUACAAACCAGAGGAGAUUGAUGAGUCAAUUCUUACAGAACUUCCUGAAGAAAUUCAGCUUGAGCUUCGUAGUAGCUUAAGAAUCAAGCAUCAGCACACGAUUAAAUGUCCUACAAUUGGUGAUUAUUUUAAACAUAAGUCAAACUCCUAGACAACUGGAAUUCUUAAUUCUUGUCUAAACAAACUGGAAGUCUUGAAGCUAACCACUUUGUAUAUAUAUAUUUUAGCCUAUUUGUUCUAAUAACAUUCUGUCUUCCUUCAGCACCCAUCAAUCUAAUGUGUCCAUGAUGGCUGUCCUCGAGUCAAUAUAAUCAAGUCUGCAACGUUGCUUUGUUCCAAA